Messenger RNA from Xyrauchen texanus (razorback sucker), 1271 nucleotides. RefSeq names its product ganglioside GM2 activator-like. NCBI's taxonomy places the organism in Eukaryota, Metazoa, Chordata, Actinopteri, Cypriniformes, Catostomidae. Gene Ontology annotation, cellular component: cytoplasmic side of plasma membrane. The transcript has 4 exons. Gene Ontology annotation, biological process: ganglioside catabolic process; lipid transport. The record is from RefSeq and is a predicted model, not a curated record. Bases 298 to 936 code for a protein of 212 amino acids. Gene Ontology annotation, molecular function: lipid carrier activity; enzyme activator activity.
UGUUUAACGCAGUAUUGUUUUUAUACAUGCGGAACGAUUCAUGGAACAAACGCAUAUUUAAAUAGAAAUACCGCAACACUCUCACAAGCUAUGACAAAGAGGAAAUAUUCAAGAGUGCCUGUGGAACGUUUAACUGUCGUCUUUUGUCUUGGAUAAUUACCUCGUCAUUCUGUCAGGUGACAUUAAAUCCUGCUGUGCAGUGUUUCAGAGUUGCAAGUUCGUCUGUGAUUUUGUAAAGCUCUCUCUAGUUAACCCAAUUAAUUGACGUUACACUUCGUGUUUUAACUACCGUUGAAAAUGAAAAGUCGCAUUUCCGUGUUUAUUACUCUGUUCGCUGCGAACUAUGUUUUCCUGAACGCCUCGUGCAACUUGCAAGGGAAUGACGGUUGGAAAUUAUCCAAGGUGUUGGGGUUUUCUUGGGCAAACUGCGGAAAGUCAGGUGACCCUGCUGUAAUGAAGACUCUUAACUUGUCUCCAGAUCCCAUUCCAAUUCCAGGACAAAUAACAGCAGAUGCUUCAGGCACCACAUCAGUAGAGCUGACCUCUCCUCUUUCUGUGAAUGUAACACUGGAAAGAAAAGUUGCUGGUGUGUGGGUAAAAAUACCAUGUAUAGAUGAACUAGGCAGUUGUCAUUACCCAAAUGUCUGUGACUUGCUCAAUCAACUCAUCCCUCCAGGACAAGACUGCCCUGAGCCUCUGGAUACAUAUGGCCUGCCCUGCCACUGUCCAUUCAAAGCUGGUGAUUAUUCUUUGCCAUCAUCAGAGAUCUACAUACCAGAAGUUGAACUGCCUGGCUGGCUGACCAACGGCAAUUACAAAGUUCAGGGCAUUUUAGGAAGCUCUGAAAAUGAACUGGGAUGCCUUCAAGUCAGCUUUUCAUUACACUCCUCCCACGAGGAACAUAAUGAAACGGAGAGAAAGGAGAUUAUUUCUUAAUCGUUAAGUAGUAGUUGAUUAAUUACAAUUUUAUAAAUGACAAAAUCCUGAGUCAUCAUGAGCAUAUUUCCAUAUAUAUCUUGUUUUUAAAUGAUCGUGAUAUGCUGGAAGUAUUUUUAGAUCAGUUUAUUUUAAAACCAAUGAGGAGACUUACUAAUCUUUAUGUAUGUCUCUUCAGUACUGGAAAUCUUUAGAUCAUUUUCUGCAAAUGUUUUUUAUAUUUUCUUUAAUUUUUUUUUUACUUUCUUUAUUUGAAUAUUAUAGCAAUUUAACUAUUGCACUGUUUGUUAAUCAGUUUUCAUUAAACAGAAAUUUUUUUUAAUCAUGUUUGUACU